Messenger RNA from Brassica rapa (field mustard), 2535 nucleotides. RefSeq names its product phosphoglycerate mutase-like protein 1. The record is from RefSeq and is a predicted model, not a curated record. Gene Ontology annotation, cellular component: cytoplasm. Lineage: Eukaryota; Viridiplantae; Streptophyta; Magnoliopsida; Brassicales; Brassicaceae. Gene Ontology annotation, molecular function: phosphatase activity.
ACAUUUCGACAUGUAUUUCACGACAAGUAUCUUUAGCUGUCUAUUAAACAAAGAUUGGAAUGUAAAGUUUCAAAGCUAAACGAGUAAAAAGACUAACGAGUAUGACCUUUCCAGCUAAAGGCAAUAUUUACAUUUUUUUUUCUUGAGAGUCUUUUGUCUCCUUUUUCUACGUAAUUUGAUCCAUAUUUGGCUCCAAGAUCCUUUGAAAAAUUGAAUGAAAAAUCAGCAGUCACAACGUACAAUCCAACUCAAUUUAAUACACAAUAAGAAAGCACCUUUGUCAAAAAAAAAAUAAAAAAAAUUACAAAGCACAAAUCGAAUCAAUUAAUUUGCAUCAUAUGAUGAUAAUAUUACCUAGCAUAGAAAUUUAACUUUUCAUGUGAUACUAGAAUAAAUAUUAUCACAUAAUUCACAUUUACAGGAUAAUCCACUGGUUAUUUACAUUAAUCGUGAUUACAAGUCUUUAAUCCCCCUUUUCUUUGUUGUUUGUGUUAAAUGAUUUUUCCUAAGAUAUGACCAGUUGAAAUAGCUCGUUACGUUGCUAUACGUUAAUUAGUUAUACCGAGUGAAGAAUGAGUCAAAUGUUUGACUUGUAUUUGCAUGAAAUUUUACGUACCAUUCCACUUCCACAUGUGUGGUCUUUAAUAUUUCAAGUAUAUAUAUAUAUAGAGCCCAUCAUUUUGCUUGCCAAUAUCAUCAUUGAACUAUAACCUUGAGAUAACCCUUUGAGAUCUUAUUUUCCUGCCAAAGUACAAAUUUUUUUUAAAGGAAAAGUACAAUAUUUUUUUUGAAAGGUAUGAUAUCUGCAAUUAACCUUUAGUUUCUAUUUUUAGCUGACAAUGGUCUUGUUAAUGUAUCGAUGCACAUAUAUAUAUAUAUAUAUAUACAUGUAUGAAUAUUAUUUACAGUAAAAUCAGAAAUUCGUUGUUUCUUAAGAGAAAACAUUUAAUUUGUAGAAAUGGAUGCAAGAUUCUUGUACCCCUUGGAGAGCUGUAAAAUUAUCCACUUGUUGAGACAUGGACAAGCGUUGCACAAUGUCGAAGCCGAGAAGGAUAGGAAUGCGUUGUUGUCUCCUCAUCUUUUCGACGCUCCACUUACUGAACAUGGUCACCAACAGGUUGAGAACCUCCACGAACGUCUUGUUUCAAGUGGGGUACUAAAGAGGGUUGAGCUAGUUGUAACUUCACCCUUAUUGAGAACUAUGCAAACAGCGGUUGGAGUUUUUGGAAAUGAAGAUAUACAACAGAAUAUGACAAGCACCCCUUCCAUCUUGGCCCUAGAGGUUGCUCGAGACCGUAAUGGAGUCCGUCCUCCUGAUAUGAGAAGAAACGUGAGCGAGUAUCAAACUAUUUUCCCCACAAUUGAUUUCUCUCAGAUUGAAAGUGAAGAAGACAAUCUUUGGAGACCUGAUGUUCGAGAAUCCGAAGAAGAGAUUUUUGCGAGAGGGUUAGAGUUCAUGAAAUGGUUAUGGAAAAGACCAGAGAAGGAGGUCGCAGUUGUUAGCCAUGGCAUAGUGUUGCAGCAUAUGUUGUAUGUGUUCGCAAACGAUUGUGACAAGUCAAUUAGACAUGACCUUUGCAAGAGGUUAUACAAAAUUUAUUUUUUCCAAAUAUGGACGAACUUUAAUUCCUUGUAUAAAAUUUAUAAUUGUUUGGUCAUAAUAUGGCAUGUGUUCUCUUAUAGGUUUGCUAAUUGCGAAAUUCGUACUGUCGUGAUUGUAGACAAAGGGUUAGUGUGACUUAAUCAAUUUGUUUUAAUUAUAAUAUACAUUUCUUGACCCUCAUUAGUGUUUUUUUUUUUUUUUUGACAUCAUCCUCAUUAGCGUGUUAUUUAUGUUUUUACUUUUCAGAAUGAGUACGGAAAAUUGAUUACGCGAAGAAGGUUUCAAAAGAGUUUACUGACUCAUUAAAACAACAUUGCAGAAGUUGCUAAUAAUAUUCAUUUUAUUGUUUUAUUCUUGAAGCUCAAUAUUGUUAAGUUGAGCUUCUUCUUCUAUUUGCUUAAACCCCUCGUUUAUCUAUUUUUAUUUUUCAUAUUUUUGUUUGUUUAGGAGUUGUAUUAAGUAAAUGAAAUUAAACUAAUUACAUGAUUAUGUUAAUAAAAUGCGAAGACCUAUUUGCCUAUUGGUUACGAGUCUCCGUGUUAGAGCUAUUGUCAAUGGAGUGUAGAAAUUUUUGUUUUUUUGGCAUCAUGCAUGGAAUUUUUUUUUUGAAAACUAAAAGUUUUUGCAUGAAACAAUCUCAUAAAGCGUGAGAUCUUUAUUUUAAACUUAGCUUAUAUAUAGGCUCAAUGUCCUAGUUUCGUCAUUGAAUAAGAAAAUAAACACAAACAUUUGAGAUUUGACAAGAAUUUAGUUGAUUUUAAUUUGUAUGAGCGGUUAACAAAAACUAAUGAUGAUCUUUGAAACAAGAUUUUGCAAUAACAAAAAAAACGCACACAAAUCCGACAUUUCUGUCAAAAGUAAUUAUCUAUUUCACUAAAAAUCAUAACAAAAUAGAAACACCACAAAAUUUUCAAAAAUAAGUGAUAAUUCUC